Messenger RNA from Funneliformis mosseae, 543 nucleotides. The record is from the annotation of a GenBank genome assembly. NCBI's taxonomy places the organism in Eukaryota, Fungi, Glomeromycota, Glomeromycetes, Glomerales, Glomeraceae.
AUGUCGAAGAAAACAGAACAAUUAAUUAAUUUGUAUACACAUAGAAUAACAACAGCAGAUAAACCAUGUUUUAUCUGUAAUAAAUUUACUACUUCUGUUUUAAGAACUGAUAAUGGACUAGAUUGGUUUUAUACUUGUGAAAGCCAUUUAAGUGACAGAGGAUUUGCUACUCCUGUACCAGAACCCAAACCUGAACCAACUAUAGUUGUUCAAUCAACAAAAAUAAAAGGAUCGCAAAAAGAAGAUUCUGCAAAGUCUAAAUCUGAUUCCGCCACUAAUCAAGAAGAGAAAGAUAAAUCAAAAGAACCUACAAAAGAAGGAAAGGAAGAGGAAAAAGAAGAAAAAAAGGAGGAAAAACAACAGGUUGCAACUCCCAAACCUUCAAUUAAACCACAACCACCCAGACCAACUAAGCCUAAACAGUAUGUGUUACAUAGAAAUAUUUUUUAUUUGAGACAAGACAAUUUAAAUAAAAAACGUCAAAAAGCGGAAACUCAGAUUCUUUUAAGUAAAUUACCGAGCGUGCCUAAAACUUUGCAAUAG